Messenger RNA from Ectocarpus sp. CCAP 1310/34, 1850 nucleotides. Lineage: Eukaryota; Phaeophyceae; Ectocarpales; Ectocarpaceae. The record is from the annotation of a GenBank genome assembly.
CACACAGCAAACAGCAGUAUCGCGCAGCAGAGCAGGGAGGAGGGGCAAUGGCCGCCAUUCAGGAACACGAAGCCGGGGGCUUGGGAGUGAUACGUCUAGAGCCCAUUGGAAUCAAGCUGGGCGCGACAGGGAUUUCCAGUGCGUACGACGAUCAGUACCCCCCGGAGCUGGAUGGCUGGAUGACCACGGAGGAGUGGUUCGAGUGUAUUGGGAGAAUAAACAGGGCGUUGAUGGAUCGAUUCCCGUGCGGGUUGUGUCGCCUACAGGCGUACUGCUUCUGUCCCUGCACCUUGGGCCUUUCUCUGCUGAGCAUGAGGAAGGAGGCCAAGGAAAUUGAGCGAGGGGUUGGGGAGGUGGUCAAGACCGUAAACCAGAACCUCGAGGCGAGGAGAAGGUCCGUCCGCUUCGGCUUCCACCGCACCUUCUGCUCGGCGUGGGUGCAGGUGGAGUACGGGUCAAAGGUGGGGGCUCUGCCACCACCCCUAUUGCCAGCAGCAGCUGGCGACUCAGCACGGGGCUCGUCACUGGCGGGGUCACCAACUGCUGUCGGGGGUUCGGGCGCCACCACAGACCCUAGCCGCGAGCGGGAGCAGCCGUACAGCGCUGAUGAGGGGGGAGGAGUCCGAAAAGCUGCUCCAACGACGGUGGCGGCGAUGACUAGCGGGGCGAUGCAGCCGCUCGGAGAAGCGCUACUGGAGCCAGGGAACGCGGCAGAAGAGGCACGCGGGUAUUAGUAUACAGGGAUACCGGCCCGCCACAGCAGCGACAAAAGCAUCUGGUCAAGAAUUUGGGAUCAAUUUUUCCCGGCCAUUAGGAGGUUGGGUUAAGAAACCCAGCUCAGCGGGUGGAUCCUGCACGACAUCGCCCGCGGUAAUUAUCAGUCAAUGCUUGAUGGUUGCGAUGAAAUUCGAAACCUGUCAGUGGAAUAUAGGUGAAAACGUUGUGUAGUUGUAGCAGUAAACCAAUAAAGCUGACCCUCGACCCGAAACUGGUUUCUUUUUAGUUCGCCGUUGGUGGUACUGCUGUAGUGGGAGUAGUAUUGUGGCCGUUUUUGCUGGCUCUCUCGAUGCUCACGACUGCGUGCCUCCUGUAUUGGUGAAGGGGCUGCUGUCUCUUUGGACGUAGAAAGACCAAGAAGCGCGAGGACGCAUGGGUGGACGACAAUCCACGGGGACUAACCCUGGAGAGGUACUUCCAAGGUAGCAGGGGCAAGUUUUCUCUUUUUCCCUUUCCACGCCGAGGAUACUUUCAACCUUACUUCAACGUGAUGGAUGUCUAUGUAUAUCUAUUAAUAGCUGUCUUCUUUAUUCCUAACUUGUGGGAGGGAUCGGAUUUCUCAGUCGCAGAAGGUGCAUGACAAAUCAACAAGCGUGGUGGCGGUGUGAUCUGAAGCCGCGGGGUUGUGGGCGGGUUACAUCAUGGUCGCGGCUCCAGCUGGUCGAUUUUCUUUUUUUUUUGCCAUGGUGCAGCUGGCUGCCGCCGUUCGGCAUUUUUCUCGAUCGAGUUUUGCGGGGUGUUGGGGCUGAGGUUGCUGGGUGUACAGUUAGCGAAGACUUGGCAGUCGAGAAUGAAGCCUCGAGAAACUACAAUUAGUUUGGAAGAACAUUGUUGAGGUCGGUGAAAAACCCGCGCAUAAACCUACUCAAGUAGCGGCCCUUCGUAGGAUAGCGCUGUGGACUACUUGAGAACCCCAGCGUCGGCCAACUAGACGUUCUUAAGGGCGGGCGUUCCGUGCAUGUGUGUAAUGUAAUGUGUUGUCGACGAUGGAAGGAGGUUUUGUCAAAGGGUGUCACUGAAAGUGGGUCUCCUGCCAGGCAGACGUCCCCCCCGCGCUCCGGUGUUUGCCAUCG